GACAACAGACAUGACCUUGAGAAACAAAAACAUGCUAGAGUCAUAUUAUCUUAUUUUCCAGGUGCAUAUGUGCUCCAGGUCAAGGCCACCGAUGCAGAUGACCCCACCUAUGGAAACAGUGCCAGAGUCGUUUACAGCAUCCUUCAGGGACAACCUUAUUUCUCUAUUGAUCCCAAGACAGGUGUUAUUAGAACAGCUUUGCCAAACAUGGACAGAGAAGUCAAAGAGCAAUACCAAGUACUUAUCCAAGCCAAGGAUAUGGGAGGACAGCUGGGAGGCUUAGCUGGCACAACGAUUGUCAACAUCACCCUCACUGAUGUCAAUGACAAUCCUCCUCGAUUCCCCAAAAGUAUGUCAUCUUUCCUAUUAAGUCUAAAUUAGUGCAUCUCUUUUUAUUAUUUACAAUGUCAGUGAUUAUCUAUUUUCUCUUCAGAUCGUAUAUAUGUUUAACCUUUUACAACAUCAUUGAAAGCUAUAGGAAUAAAUUAUUUUUCCAAAACUUUUGGUCUUUAGGAAGCUAAUGGAUAAAAAUUUCAGAUUUUCAGAAUUUAAACUUCUGAGGAGACUCAUGCUCAAGGUUACUAUCAUAUAAAAUUAGGAAUUGAUAUUUUUUCAGUUCUAUGA
Molecule: messenger RNA, 624 nt
Organism: Oryctolagus cuniculus (rabbit)
Lineage: Eukaryota; Metazoa; Chordata; Mammalia; Lagomorpha; Leporidae
Source: RefSeq, a predicted model, not a curated record